AUGAAUCAUAGCCUCUGGUACUAUCAAAAUUCUGUCGUGGUUGUGCCAUGUCGUCUGACUCGCUCCCACAAGUACAACGAGAAGGACCACGCCGGCAUUGCCGAAGGCACUGUUCUCCCCCAGGAGAAUGUUCCCAAAUUCUUUGCUCAGAACGGCUUCGCUGGAGUCGACCCCAAGAAGACCAAAAAGAAUGGCGGUGGCCGAGGCAAUUGGGGCAACCUAGGUGAGGAAGUCGUUGAUGAGCAGUUCAAGUGGGCCAACGAGCGCCGCCGAUCCAACAGCAGCGGCUACUCCAACCACCUGCACGACUUCAAGACCAAGUUCGAGGUCAAUGAGCCCGAGCCCGUCUUUGAGGAGAGCAUCCACGGGCCUGAGCACGAGGAAGAUGACACCCUCACCAAGACGGAGACGUCCUCCAGCGCUGGCAGCUCCAUGGACGAGAAGCACAAGCACAUGUAA
Messenger RNA from Pestalotiopsis fici W106-1, 459 nucleotides. RefSeq lists its product as uncharacterized. The record is from RefSeq and is a predicted model, not a curated record. The transcript is spliced from 3 exons. NCBI's taxonomy places the organism in Eukaryota, Fungi, Ascomycota, Sordariomycetes, Amphisphaeriales, Sporocadaceae. The coding region runs from base 1 to 459 and encodes 152 amino acids.